AUGAAUAAUAUUAUAAUUGGUUUUAUAAAUAUUGUCUACAAGACCACACCACUUAUAUCUUUAGCAGCUAUUAUAAUAUGUGCUGUUGAUAUAUUGUUACGUGCUAUGAAAAAGAGUCAAGCAUUAGCUUUUAUUGCUGGUGGUAGUUAUUUGAUAAUGUCUGUGAAUAAUUUAAUUACAAAUGAACUUAAUCAUGUUUCAAUGAUUGCUUGGUCUGGUGAGCCAAGACCUGAAGAUAAUGGUCAAAUAGGUUGGGGUUGUCCUGGUUCUUCAUAUGAAAAUAUCCAUUUUCAAACAUCAAUUGUUGAUACAUUUGGAUUAAUUGAACAAGCAGCAUUAAAACAUUCACUAUCUCUAAAACGACAUCCUACUAUCAAUGAUGAAAUUCCAGAAGAAAAAUAUAGAGAGUUUAUGAAAAUUGUGUUGAGAUUGUUAAGACAAUUGGAUUACAGUGCGGAAUGA
Entrophospora candida is the source of this 462-nucleotide messenger RNA. NCBI's taxonomy places the organism in Eukaryota, Fungi, Glomeromycota, Glomeromycetes, Entrophosporales, Entrophosporaceae. The record is from the annotation of a GenBank genome assembly.